Messenger RNA from Fonsecaea erecta, 669 nucleotides. RefSeq lists its product as hypothetical. The transcript has a single exon. Gene Ontology annotation, molecular function: zinc ion binding; tRNA-specific adenosine-34 deaminase activity. Gene Ontology annotation, biological process: tRNA wobble adenosine to inosine editing. Gene Ontology annotation, cellular component: nucleus; cytoplasm. Bases 1 to 669 code for a protein of 222 amino acids. Lineage: Eukaryota; Fungi; Ascomycota; Eurotiomycetes; Chaetothyriales; Herpotrichiellaceae. The record is from RefSeq and is a predicted model, not a curated record.
AUGGACUUCCUCCAGGGCCUUCCCGGGCCUGGGGGCUCUGAGUUUUAUUCCUUUACUGACGCCGAUCUCAUGGAUCUCUCAGAUUCUGACGAGAUGGCGACCAGCACCGGCAAGCCAGAGACCCCCAACGACAAAGACAAGCUCCAUCCUGAAGUUCUCAAAGAUCUCGAACUCCAUCAGGGCUUCAUGCGUCAAGCCAUCGAUGUCGCCGAAGACGCUCUCCGUGGAGGCGAGACGCCAGUCGCUUGUGUUCUGGUCUACGAGGGCAAAGUGGUUGCGCGCGGCAUGAAUGACACGAACCGAUCUCUGAACGGCACGCGGCACGCCGAAUUCCUCGCCAUUGCGCAGUUUCUCAGCCAGAUGCCCGCGAGCAAACUCAAGGAGACGGAUCUCUACGUCACGGUUGAACCAUGCAUUAUGUGUGCUUCUGCCUUGAGGCAAUAUGGCAUUCGCCGUGUCUUCUUUGGCUGUGGCAAUGAUCGAUUUGGUGGAAAUGGAAGCGUGCUUCCGGUUCAUUCUGACAAGGGUUUGGAGGAGGGCUAUCCAAGCUAUGGAGGGAUUUUCAGAAAAGAAGCCAUCAUGUUGCUGCGUCGGUUCUACAUCCAGGAGAACGAGAAUGCGCCAAACCCACGCGCCAAGGGCAACCGAGAACUGAAGCAAGUCGUGUGA